CAUUAACCACUUUCGGGCCACCCGCACGCAAUGUACUGCAGACGGGUGUCACCUACAGGGCCAUCAAUGUACUCCACCCGUGAUCCGGUGCCUGCUGUGUCCUCCGGACACAGUGGAACACCAAUUGUUGUAAGGGACCUCUGUGCUAGGUCCUGAUCAUGUGAUCACUAAUUGGCCAAUCAGUGAUCACAUGCAGAGUAGUAAGCAAGAUGUCACCUCUGACAUCAUUGCUUACUACCUGUGAAAUCUGUGAAUGAUCACAGAGGUCACAUGGUACAAGGC
This is a messenger RNA of Staurois parvus, 282 nucleotides long. Lineage: Eukaryota; Metazoa; Chordata; Amphibia; Anura; Ranidae. The record is from the annotation of a GenBank genome assembly.